AUGACCAAGGCAGCCCUGGGUUCCGAUCUAACCUUUGGAGGUCGACAUGUGGCUCAACAGGACUGGUCGGUGUAUGCAGAGUCGCGGUAUCCGGGCUACAUUCCGGGUUACAAGGCGCAGAUCCAGGCGCCUCCUGCCGAGGGUCUGGCGGCCCACGGUAUCCAGCCGAUCGCUAGCACCGGCCCGUCCGUGGUGCAAGAGGACCCCCUCGUCGUCGCUGUACGCCAACAACAACAAGCAGCAGACCUCGCGCUCCGUCGAGCACAACUCGACGCCGAAGCCAAACGCAAGGAAGCCCAGAAACAAAGCGAACAGGCACUGAAACAAGCCGCAGACGCCGCCAAAACUGCCGGCCAGGUCCUCAAAAACGUCCAACAAGGGGCACGCGUCGUCCAACAGGGUGUGGGCAUCUUCAAGAGCAUCAUGCAACUCAUCCCGAAAUAA
Molecule: messenger RNA, 444 nt
Organism: Gregarina niphandrodes
Lineage: Eukaryota; Apicomplexa; Conoidasida; Eugregarinorida; Gregarinidae
Exons: 1
Coding region: 1-444 (147 amino acids)
Source: RefSeq, a predicted model, not a curated record